Lactuca sativa (garden lettuce) is the source of this 704-nucleotide messenger RNA. RefSeq names its product mediator of RNA polymerase II transcription subunit 15a. Gene Ontology annotation, biological process: regulation of DNA-templated transcription. Lineage: Eukaryota; Viridiplantae; Streptophyta; Magnoliopsida; Asterales; Asteraceae. The record is from RefSeq and is a predicted model, not a curated record. Gene Ontology annotation, molecular function: transcription coactivator activity; chromatin DNA binding.
CACACCAUUCGGUGUUUACAUCUAUAUUACUAAGUUUCUUGCUACCCUAUAUUUUUAUUUUUUUGUCUCCACUGUCUCGUCAUCCAUCGAAGUAGGGAUCGUCGUUCACGUCUUUGUCACCAGCGACCAUCUGAGGGCAAUCCCAUCGGUUACGAGCAAAUCGAUUCAAUCUCUGAGUAUACUCGAUCGUUUACUUAUGAGUUGUUGAAUUUUGAUUUUGAUUGCUUUAUCUCCAAGAAGAAUUAGGCAUUUGUCUGUUCUAUUUUAGUUGAUGGAUACAAGCAAUUUGAGGUUUCAGCUGCAAGCAGCUUCAAGGCGAAGGAUGGUGAACAGGAUAAUGGUUACCUUGAAGAGGCAUCUGCCUUUCUCUGGACAGGAAGGACAAGAGGAACUUAAUAAAAUAGCAGUGAGAUUUGAAGAGAAGAUGUAUAAUGCUGCAACAAGCCCGGUUGAUUAUUUACAGAAGAUAUCAUUGAAGAUUCAGAGAAUGGAACGUAGGGUUCCCAUUCCAGCUGCACAAGCACAGGGUCAUUGGAAUUGACUAAUUUGUAAAUUUGUUGGAUAAUUCAGUACGAAUAAUCAACAACUUUAAACUCUUUUAGUUUUCUGUGGUUAUUGCUUAGUUGUCAAACAAUUUAAUUGUUGUCUGUGUUAGAUUCAAAGAUGUGACGAACUCUAUGGAAUUUAAAUUUAAAUUUUGAUUA